GUCUUUAUCUAUGGUUGAAACUUGUCAGACUUGCACUUUUUUCUCUGUAGCCGACGGUACUGACUGACAGAAAUCUUGUCAAAGUCCAAAUUUGAAACGAACAUCACAACCCAUUUAUUACGCAAAAUUCACUAGGAAAAAAUGGAUCUUUUCCGAAAACUCUUUGGAUUGCCGCCCCAGCCUUACAACUCUCCUAACUUUGACCAAGAAAACACCUCUAUUAAACCCCCGGAGAAUGGAAGAAACUUUAACAUUUUCACCGAUCCGUUAGAGAUGCAUCGCUACUUAGAGCAGCAGAUGGACAUGCUCGCCACAAGCUUUGGGAUGCUGAACUUUGGCCACCUUUUCGGUGCCCUGGAAAAGUUCCAUGGGGAUGAUCCUUAUCAAGAGGAAGGAUUUUCUCCAAAUUCCAGGGAUAGUUUCCUGAAUACAGACUAUGAGAGUCCGAGCUAUGAGUAUCCUUCUAACUCAGGCAAAGCAGACAAGGACCUUGAUGGGAAGUUGAACUUAACUGAGCUGGAUGCACUAUUCAAUAAACCAGACGAAAGGGAGACUGGCUUUGCAGGUGGGAACCCAUUCGGGAGGUCUUCAGGAACCUUCAAGAAAUCCGUCGAAGUCCGGACUGUUCUAAGCCCGGAUGGCUCCUACAAACUCCAAAAAAUUGUAAUCGAUAGUGAGGGAAAUAAGGAAACCACUGUAACUAAGAUAAUCGACGACAAAGAGUAUACGACUAUCAGGAGGCAGUACAUGGAUCAUUAAUAAUGGACCUGAAGAGGACAGGCAUGGAACAAUUCUUUUUAAGUCCCUUUUUGAAUAAAUCAAGCUAGACUAGAAGAGCGUUUGCAUCUCAUGUGUGUAUUGCACGUAAGUUAAAAGAGCAAUGUUAUUGAUAAAUAACGUGUAUUAUUUAAUUUUUAUUUACAGAGCUUAUAUUUACAUAUAUAAUACUUCUAGAGUCACUAUUUACAUUUCUACACACAUCUAGUGAUAAUAGUUUAUUUAUAAAACAAAUUUUUCAAUCUACCAGGUUGACAACUUUGGUUUUAAUAUAGGCCUUGUAAAUAUAGGUUUGGAAUGUGAAUAUAAUUUACUGUUAACAUCGACGAACAAUAAUAAUAUUUAUAUAA
This is a messenger RNA of Dendroctonus ponderosae (mountain pine beetle), 1127 nucleotides long. RefSeq lists its product as uncharacterized. The record is from RefSeq and is a predicted model, not a curated record. Gene Ontology annotation, cellular component: mitochondrion; sarcoplasmic reticulum; apical plasma membrane. NCBI's taxonomy places the organism in Eukaryota, Metazoa, Arthropoda, Insecta, Coleoptera, Curculionidae. Bases 142 to 759 code for a protein of 205 amino acids. Gene Ontology annotation, biological process: regulation of actin filament polymerization; negative regulation of apoptotic process. The transcript is spliced from 5 exons.